This is a messenger RNA of Bradysia coprophila, 969 nucleotides long. RefSeq names its product endochitinase At2g43620-like. NCBI's taxonomy places the organism in Eukaryota, Metazoa, Arthropoda, Insecta, Diptera, Sciaridae. The record is from RefSeq and is a predicted model, not a curated record.
AACCAUUAAGAAGUCAAUUUUUAUUCGUUAAUUUUCAUUUGAAAAAUCCGUUGUCUUCGUCCACCGAUAUGGGCCUAUUUCAACAAUUCUUUGUCGUUGUAGCUCUUUGUGUAGCCGCCUCACAUCAACAAACCUGUUCGCUAACAUCAAAUCAAGAUGUUGCGCCAGGAUCGGACAUAGGAGCUAGUUAUGGGCAACCAGUGGGAAACUGCUGUAACAUUUGUAAUAGCACGCCAGGUUGUAGAGCCUUUUCCUGGAAUGCUCAUGAGGGUGGAACUUGCUGGCUCAAAGGUGCUACAUCGCCUGUAGUUUGGGCUGACGGAGUUACUUCCGGAAUUUUAUCUGGUGGAGGUGGUGGAGGUCUUAUUACCUGGGAUGAAUUUGUUGCUGCAUUAACAAUAAACGCGUAUCCAGCACCCUCACCGAUUCAAUACACAACUUUCUUAGAUGGAUUACCUUACGGCCUAAUAACAACCAGACAAGAAGCCGCUAUGGCUCUCACACAAUUCAUGCACGAGAGUGAUGGUCUUCGUGCAAGACGAGAAUAUGCCUGCGAGCACACUGGCUGUCCUGGACAUUACGCAACACCCGGAUGUGACGUACCUGGCCAAUUCUACUUUGGAAGAGGAUAUAUUCAGUUGACGUGGUGCGGUUACAAUUAUCGUCCGUUCUCUCUCGAUUAUUUCGGUGACGAUAGGUUGAGAUUCACUCCAGAUUUGGUAGCAACCGAUGACAAUUUGGCUUGGGACUCUGCGUUCUGGUUCUGGAGAAUAAACGUGCACAAUUUCCAAGGAGUGCAACAAGGUCAUUUUGGUGCGACAACUAGAGCUAUUAAUGGAAAUCUUGAAUGUGACAAUCCUGGCGGUCAUCAUCUGGCCAGACGUCGAUUUGAAAUGUAUGGUCGAGUACGAAGUGUUUGGGGUUUGGCUGGCCCCGGAAUCGAAAGUGGUUGUUACAAUUAAUUGCAAA